Eucalyptus grandis is the source of this 1525-nucleotide messenger RNA. Its product is annotated as heat stress transcription factor B-3. Lineage: Eukaryota; Viridiplantae; Streptophyta; Magnoliopsida; Myrtales; Myrtaceae. The coding region runs from base 523 to 1290 and encodes 255 amino acids. The record is from RefSeq and is a predicted model, not a curated record. Gene Ontology annotation, molecular function: RNA polymerase II cis-regulatory region sequence-specific DNA binding; DNA-binding transcription factor activity. Gene Ontology annotation, cellular component: nucleus. Gene Ontology annotation, biological process: regulation of transcription by RNA polymerase II. The transcript has 2 exons.
ACUAGCACUCUCUCCCUCCCUCCAUACAUGCUUUGUCCAGGGUUACGUGCGGAAUGUCAAAUUAUUUAGCUUGACUCUCCCGAAGAAAGUCUACGCCCUCUGCACCAUAUUUCCUGCACACACACUUGAAAAAGAUUUUAAAACGAAGAAGAAGCUGAUCAAAGGAAGAUUUCAAAGUUAGGAGCGUUCCAUGAUCUUUCUCGAGGCUAUAUAAGAAGAGAGAUGAUCCUUUCACGUACGUUUUCAACCAUUUUUUUCUUCUAUUUUGUGUGAGAGAGAGAGAGAGGAAACGAGAGAGAACAAAAGCGACUCUUGCAAAUCUCAUGAACUGUGGAAUCGUGUUGGGCUUCUAUUGCUGGAGUUGGGAGUUCUUAACGGCCCUUCUUCUCUUCUCCUCUGAUCAUCUCCUUCGUCCUUAUUAAUCACCUUCUUCUUCUCGCUUCAUCUUCUCUCCCUCUCCCGGCUCGCGAACUGUGAAGAGAGACACGUCGAGAGGUGACUACAGUUAUCGGUAUCGUCGUCAUGGAGGCGAACGCCGAUUUUAUUUCCGAGAAGAAGGGCCUGCUGCUGGAGUACGUGAGGAAGUCGACGCCCCCGCCGUUCCUGCUCAAGACGUACAUGCUCGUGGAGGACCCGGCGACGGAUGACGUGAUAUCGUGGAAUGCUGACGGCACCGCCUUCGUCGUCUGGCAGCCGGCCGAGUUUGCGAGAGAUCUCCUCCCGACGCUCUUCAAGCACAGCAACUUCUCCAGCUUCGUGAGGCAGCUCAACACUUAUGGUUUUCGCAAAAUAGCGACAAGCCGAUGGGAGUUCUGCAACGACAUGUUCCGAAAGGGGGAGAGAGAGCUGCUCUGCGAGAUCCGCCGCAGGAAGGCGUGGGCCAACAAGCCGCGUUCGAACCCUUCAACGCAAGCUCAUCAAGACAACAACCACAAUCACUCCUCCGACGAAGACCAAAGGUCGUCGUCGACCUCCUCCUCCUCCGAGUACAGCAAUCUCAUCCACGAGAACAAGCGGCUCAAGAAGGAAAACGGGGCCUUGAGCUCCGAGCUCACCGGCAUGAAGUACAAGUGCAAGGAGCUCCUCGAGCUCGUCGCGAAAUACACGCGGCACGAGGACGGAGACGGCGAGGAGGAGGAGGAAGAGAAGGGAAACAACAAUGGCGGCGAAGGGCUGAAGUUGUUUGGCGUGAGAUUGGAGGUUAAGGGAGAUCAGAGAGGGGAAAGGAAGAGAAAAGGUGCACGCAUUAGGGAGAGCGCAGGCAUUUUGCUUUCUCAGUCAUGCAAGUAAUGAUAAUCGAAAGGAUAUAUUAUCGCGUUAGAGAAUAGUGAAAAAUAAUUAUUCAGGAAAAAAAUGAAAGAGGCCACUAUGAUUUUAAGGAAAAAAAGAAAUAGUGGCCCUAAGUGGUUUUUUAUUUUAUUUUAUAUAAUGUAUAUAUCGAUACGCGAAUGCGAAAGUAGUUCGUGGAUCAAGGUAGAUGUGUAACUUUCUACGGCUUCAAAUUGAAUAUUAGAAUAAUUUUAUC